AUGUUUAAACUACCAGCAUUUAGCAAAACAGGUGGCCACCGUGUUGCACCAGAUAUGAGCAACGUGGACCCAAGUCCUCGUCAUUUACAAGUCACCAACUGUCCUAAUAACUCAUAUGCAUUGGCCAAUGUGGCAGCUGUCUCCCCAAAGGAUUUCCCUGACAAUAUCUAUAUCCUUGUGGACAAUCUCUUUGUUUUUACUACAAAGCAGGCAAAUGAAGUACCACCUGGUACCAUUGGUUUCAACGGGAAUCAACGUACAUGGGGUGGAUGGUCUUUAAACCAGGAAGUGCAAGUUAGAGCAUUCGAUCUAUUUAAGUAUUCAGGGAAACAAUCAUAUUUAGGGACUUUAGAUCUCGAGAUUUCCUUCAGAUCAAGAGGUAAAGCUGUCAACACACCAUUUGAUCAAGAUGAAUUAGCCUCACAUUUCGUUAAAUGUUUUGAAUCACAAAUUUUCUCACCAACUCAGUAUUUAAUCAUGGAUUUUAAAGGAUUCUUUUUUGAUUUGAAGGUAAGAAAUGUUCAAGCUAUUGAUUUGGGUGACGUUGAACCAAGUAACUCAGUGUCUACUGGUAUCGAAGUCAAAGGUAUUUUAACCAACAAAACACAGAUUAACUUUUUCAAAGGUAGAGAUGGACUUGUUAAUUUAAAGUCAUCCAAUUCCUUGAGGCCUAGAUCUGACGCCGUUAUCAGAUCAGAUUUCAAAUUUGAAGACUUAGGUGUCGGUGGGUUAGAUAAAGAAUUUACCAAGAUUUUUAGAAGGGCAUUCGCAAGUAGAAUUUUUCCACCUGCUGUUAUUGAAAAAUUGGGUAUCUCUCAUGUUAAGGGUUUGCUUUUGUUCGGUCCUCCAGGUACCGGUAAGACUUUGAUUGCCAGGAAGAUUGGUACCAUGUUAAAUGCGAGAGAACCAAAGAUUGUUAAUGGUCCCGAAAUAUUAAGUAAAUAUGUGGGUUCUUCAGAAGAAAAUAUUCGUAAUCUAUUCAAAGAUGCAGAAGCCGAAUAUAAAGCAAAAGGGGAGGAUUCGUCUUUACAUAUUAUUAUUUUCGAUGAGUUGGAUUCUGUGUUUAAGCAAAGAGGUUCAAGAGGUGAUGGUACUGGUGUUGGAGAUAACGUUGUUAAUCAAUUAUUAGCCAAAAUGGAUGGUGUCGAUCAAUUAAAUAAUAUCUUAGUUAUUGGUAUGACCAAUCGUAAGGAUCUGAUCGAUAGUGCGUUAUUACGUCCUGGUAGAUUUGAAGUCCAGGUGGAAAUUCAUUUACCAGAUGAAAAGGGUAGAUUGCAGAUUUUUGAAAUCCAAACCAAAAAAAUGAGAGAAAAUAAUAUGAUGGAUAAGGAUGUCGAUCUGGCUGAAUUAGCUGCACUUUCAAAGAAUUUUUCAGGUGCUGAAAUUGAAGGUUUAGUGAAAAGUGCCAGUUCCUUUGCAAUUAAUAAGACUGUCAAUAUUGGGCAAGGUGCAACUAAGCUAAAUACAAAAGAUAUUACUAAAUUGAGAGUGACGAGAGAGGAUUUUAUGAAUGCUUUGUCAGAAGUUACACCAGCAUUUGGUAUCAAUGAAGAGGACUUAAAGACAUGUGUGGAAGGAGGUAUGAUUAUUUACUCGGAUCGUGUUAACAGUAUUCUAAAGAAUGGUGCACGUUACGUUCGUCAAGUUCGUGAAAGUGACAAGUCAAGAUUAGUUUCUCUAUUGAUACAUGGCCCACCGGGCUCCGGUAAAACUGCAUUGGCAGCAGCAAUUGCGUUGAAAUCACAAUUUCCAUUUAUUAGAUUGAUUUCUCCAAAUGAACUUUCAGGGAUGUCAGAGAAUGCUAAAAUUGCAUAUAUUGACAGCACCUUUAGGGACUCUUAUAAGUCACCAUUGAACAUUCUGGUAAUAGAUUCACUGGAAACCUUAGUAGAUUGGGUUCCGAUUGGUCCAAGAUUUUCUAAUAACAUUUUACAGGUACUUAAAGUAGCUUUAAAGAGGAAGCCACCGCAAGACCGUCGUUUAUUAAUUAUGACGACAACUUCAGCCUACUCAGUGCUUCAACAAAUGGACAUAUUGAGUUGUUUUGACAAUGAAAUAGCAGUUCCAAAUAUGAGUAGUAUCGACGAGUUUAAUAACGUAAUGAUGGAUUCCAAAUUUUUGAAUGAUGCCGAUAGGGUUAAGGUUAUUAAUGAAUUGGCACAAAUCAGUCCCAAAUUCAAUGUUGGCAUUAAGAAGGCACUUACGAAUAUUGAAACUGCAAGACAUGAUGACGAUCCUGUAAGUGAAAUUGUGGAACUAAUGGCUCAAUCCGUUUAA
Messenger RNA from Naumovozyma castellii, 2277 nucleotides. RefSeq names its product AAA family ATPase SEC18 (gene SEC18). The transcript has a single exon. The record is from RefSeq and is a predicted model, not a curated record. Bases 1 to 2277 code for a protein of 758 amino acids. Lineage: Eukaryota; Fungi; Ascomycota; Saccharomycetes; Saccharomycetales; Saccharomycetaceae.